Molecule: messenger RNA, 2034 nt
Organism: Hemiscyllium ocellatum (epaulette shark)
Lineage: Eukaryota; Metazoa; Chordata; Chondrichthyes; Orectolobiformes; Hemiscylliidae
Product: leucine-rich repeat and fibronectin type III domain-containing protein 1-like protein
Exons: 3
Coding region: 1-2034 (677 amino acids)
Molecular function (GO): protein binding
Source: RefSeq, a predicted model, not a curated record
AUGGAGAGGCUCCUCUUCUCUCUGCUCCUGCUCAGUUUGACUGUCAAGGCUCAGCUUUGUCCAAAGCGUUGCAUCUGCCAGAACCUCUCCCCUUCCCUCUCCAUCCUCUGUGCCAAAACUGGGCUACUCUUUGUGCCUCCAUUUAUCGACAGGAGGACGGUGGAGCUGCGCCUCACCGAUAACUUCAUCACCACGGUGAAGAGGAAAGACUUUGCCAACAUGACCAGCCUUGUCCACCUCACGUUGUCGAGGAAUACAAUCAGCCAGAUCAUGCCUCUCACCUUUGGUGACCUCCGCGGUCUUCGGGCUCUACACCUGGACAGUAACAGACUGACCAGAGUCAACCCUGAGCACUUCAAUGGCCUAAUCAAUCUCCGACACCUGAUCCUUAGCAACAACCAGCUGCAUUACAUCGCAGCUGACUCAUUUGAUGACUUUAUCGUAUCUCUCGAAGAUCUGGACCUCUCCUACAACAAUCUGGAGAAUCUGCCUUGGGAAACUAUUGGCAAAAUGACAAACGUCAACUCCCUCAGCCUGGACCAUAACCUCAUUGACUUUGUUCCCGAAGGGACAUUUUCCAACCUUCACAAAUUGGCUCGAUUAGACAUGACAUCCAACAAACUGCACAAGUUACCUCCUGAUCCCCUCUUUCUAAGAGUUCAAAUGUUUGCAAGGACAAAAGGCUCUCCGCUCACCUCUCUUGUACUUAGCUUUGGUGGGAAUCCGUUACAUUGUAACUGUGAGCUACUCUGGUUGAGGCGUCUUACAAGGGAGGACGAUCUGGAAACAUGUGCCUCACCGCCUCAUUUAAUGGGUAAAUAUUUCUGGUUCAUCCCUGAGGAAGAAUUUACCUGUGAUCCUCCACUCAUUACACGACAUACCUCCAAAACAUUUGUCAUGGAAGGUCAGCGAGCAAUGUUGAAAUGUAAAGCAGUGGGGGACCCAGACCCAUUCAUCCACUGGACCUCACCAGAUGGAAGGCUGAUCUCAAAUUCAUCCAGGGCCAUCACCUAUGAGAACGGAACCCUGCAUAUCAUAAUUGCCACCCCAAAAGACAGCGGGACCUUUACUUGCAUUGCCUCCAAUGCUGGUGGCGAAGCCAUGGCCCAAGUGGAGUUGAUUGUCAAUCCUCUUCCACAUUUUGCCAACGGCACAAAUAACAUCAAGGAACCAGAUCCCGGUUCAUCGGAUAUCACCACGUCGGCCAAGUCAGGUUCUCCGCCAGUUACUAAUGACACAAAAGUUACGCAGGAAAAGAAGGUCAUUGCAACUGACCUCACAUCAUCCUCCGUACAGAUUCGAUGGCCCUCACAGCGAAAUAUUCCUGGAAUCCGGAUGUACCAAGUCCAGUAUAACAGCUCAUCUGACGAUGUACUCGUUUACAGAAUGAUUCCAUCUUCUAGCAAGACGUUCCUUGUGAAAGACUUAGUUGCCGGACGAGACUAUGACCUGUGUGUUCUGGCUGUCUAUGAUGAUGGAAUUACCACUUUGACUGCAACACGGGCUAUAGGCUGUGUACAGUUCACCACAGAGAAGGAAUACACCCAGUGUCGAUCCAUGCACACCCAGUUCCUUGGUGGGACCAUGAUCAUCAUCAUUGGUGGCAUCAUUGUGGCCUCUGUGUUGGUUUUCAUCAUCAUCCUUAUGAUCAGGUACAAGGUCUACAAUAACACUGGGGAACACAAGACUAAGGUCAGUAACGUUUACUCACAGACUAAUGGAAGUCAGAAUGGGGCCAUGCCACCAUCAACCUCAAAACUGUUGGAAAGUCGAGAGGAACAUGUCCAGGAGAUGUUGCCAGAUGCUCCCAAAGGAACCUUGGCCGUGGCUUUGACUACAGAUUACGAUAAAGCCUCUGUCACUCAAAGCCCAUCUUUUCCCACAGAGGAUAUAACUCCUCAUAAGCGAAGGAGAACUCGGACAGAUGUGCCAUUCUCUUCGAAGGAGAUUCAAGGCGAGGACCAAGAACGCCAGGUCAUGCAGACUGCAGAAGACACAAUGGAUCCAGUGGAGCGGACCGAUGUUAAACUUUGA